Molecule: messenger RNA, 4149 nt
Organism: Mycena citricolor
Lineage: Eukaryota; Fungi; Basidiomycota; Agaricomycetes; Agaricales; Mycenaceae
Source: the annotation of a GenBank genome assembly
CGACAAUCCAGUGAAACUGCCAGUGGACUAUCCUAUCGCACCUCCCCGAGUCUUCCCUACCAUCGCUCACGCUCUCGGAGCCUCAAAUACACGUGGGUCGAGUCUACCGUCCCGCAUGCGCGAUAGUCGCAUAGUCUUUCUCGCUGUAUGCAAUGUCGGUUCUGUUUCUCUGACGAACGCUCUGGAUACUGUGGCGUCAAGAUCUGGUAUCCUAGGACCUCCGCCUUUCGCUGCCGAACCCGAACCUUUCGUUCACCUCAAGGAACACCUCCGGCACGCAGUCGUUUCAUGUCGUCUGAGACCUUCAGCAUAAAUGGCUCGAGAACUAAAAUGAAGCAAGUGCUGCGAUCGAGAGCCAAGUCACCUUGGCCCUGAAAUCCCCCACGAUCUUCGGAUUUGGCGGACAGAUCGAAACGGCUGGUCUCCAUCCCCGAGACGUCCGCGACAUUGUUGCCUUCAGAAUUCAGAUUCACCCCCUUCUACGUUCAAAGUGCCUUCGUCGAAUUCAACGGACCCCCCCAAAAAUGUUGGACGCACGACUGGGAACAUCCAGGACGCAGCUUCCGUAAUUCUGGUAGCAGCCUCGUCCCCGCUGCUCUGAUACAUACUUCUUUCGGCGACGGGACCGUGCCAGUCCUACCGGUCGAUCGCAGCCGGCCGCGCUCGAAGUCGGUGACCUUUCGGAUGGUCUAACGAUUCCAGGCCUCUACUUACCGCCUGUUGCAUUUGGGAGGCCCGGACCCUCGAUGGCGGCUCCGGGCACGGUAUCUACUGAUCAGCAGCAUUGUAUCUCUUCCCCCUUGCCGUACAGGAGAUUUGAAUCGUAUUGAUACUGCUCCUCGGAAGACCUCGGUGUCAAUCACAGAGCGUGCAAGAAUUGGACAUCAAGUACACUCUACAAUAUCUUGCCGAGCUUAAUCUUUGAUAUCGUGGCUGUGCACGACCAGCUUAUGUCAUUGCAUGUAAACCACCCUUGAUACCCAACUAGCCCGGUCUGCGACGUCCAUGUCCAGCCUAGUGUCCAUCUUUUCAACGGCUGUCUGCAAAACUCUGACACAUGCCCUCACGUUCGUCGUAUGCACCAAAUUCAUCAGGCUAAAACGGGCACGGAGGGCUGCACUGUCAGGAUGUCCAGGGCGGCAGGGAUUGACAGUGUACCGAAGACUGCCACAAUAUCUAUGUAUAAUCCCCGCAAAGCCCUCAGGCGCGCUCGUAUCUGAUGUGUGGCAGCCAAGGACUUGUGGUAAUCGAAGCGCAACAUGGCUUCGGGGUUGAAGAACUUGGAAGGGUCUGUUCCUGAACCCAGUGUCAGGCCACGGUCGUCGAUACCCAAGCCUUCAAGAUGAUGAUGACUUUGAGCCUUUCCGUGCCCCCAUACUUUCUCCGACAUCUUGGCUACGUACAGUAUCAAAGGCUAUCAAGUGCUUCCCCGAAUAACGACGUACUCCCUCCAGGAUCUUCGCCCCCCCGUGCUUCCUAUCGCCCAUGGUUUCCCAUUGCAUUGCUUUGGCGACCCACUAGAGCGAGAACUGGACGACCCUAUGAAACCGUUUCGAGGGCUGCUGCUGCUGCUGCGUGCGUCUCCUCGGUUCCCAUUUCACUCAACAUUUGCGACCGAUAGAGUUCUGCCCUGGACAUGUCAAUGCUCGCUACUCAUAAGGAAGCCGCCGGUAAUUCUGGGACAAACUCGAGCCCGUCGUUGGCCGUCUGGGACUUGUAUCGCGCGCUUGCUCUCUCUCUCUCUUUCUUGUCUUCAGCAACAAUGCAAGCUUCCCCGAUGGAUUCACUCUCGGCGCCGCUCUCGAAUGCUCUGACCUCGACGAGCAGUGGGUCGCAGACUGUGGGUAUCGGACCGGGGCAUGUAGCGCGUUUUGUCCUUCGUCCCAGGGGUCCUAAGUGUCUUUGUCAGUGGUGACAAUAUUGAUCCUUCCUUCUCGAUGACUCUCGAAAGCAUUUUCAUUGCAACGCCGUCGACUGCGGCAGACUCCACACUCUCUUCCGAACCGGAUGUGUCGCCAAACCUGGUCCAGACGUCAACCAACAGCGCGUUUUUCAUGACCACAGACCAGUACCCGACGGCACUCCCUUUUCCAAGCUCAGCUGCUACGUCUGGAAUCACGACGUCUCUGCCUGCCUCUACCAGCCCUCCUCACUUCUUUGGCUCCGCCGAGACGAACGUCCCGGCCGUCAUGGCCAUACUCGUUAUCGGAGCCGUCUUGGUCUUCCUCUACAUCCUCUUCGCAAUCCUAUUCGUUAUCCGCAGGCGGCGAAGCCAGCCCAGCGCCCAACGCCGACAUGCGGUCCUGUCCAAGGUCCGACCGGAUACGCGAUCGACGCCGAGGCGCAAGAACACAAUCUCAUCGUUCUUCCCGGGCCGCCAAUCCGAUGUCGCAGGCCGUCUCCAGACGACUGGGUCGGCUGAGAGAUUGUCUGCUGGUGCCGCUGGGGAUGCGUAUGAGUCGACUGAUGACGGCACGCACGUGGACCCGGCGGUGAGCUCGAUGGUGCCGCUGACGGCCUCGGCGUGGUUCAUUUGAGCUAUGUAUAGCCAGGUGUUCGACAGAUCAUCUACGCUGGCUGUGCAUUCGCGGGGUAUCAUCUCACUUGAUCUGCGAAACCAACAGCUGGUCGCUUUCCUCCCUGUGGGAGUCAUGCAUGAGAAUGGGACCGCGUUUCAGGCAUUUGGCCCGUCAAGCACUCGUCACUGAACAUGCAUCCAGUGCCGUGAACCGCUGGAUGAUCUCCUCUGCUCAACGAGUCCUUCCCACACAUUCCUUGCUUCUGCUGCUACCACGUAGCACUAGUCAUUCCCUUCCCUCUUUCUGCAUGUCUUCCCCAUCUCUGCCUCCACUUAGCGGCUCUGCGAGCCAGUCAUCAUCUUCGCUUCUCGCCUCGUCCUCAGCGGUACUUUGCCCUGGGCAGCUAUUCACCCCGGGUGGGCUGCGCCUGUCGGUUACGAUCACGAAUCCGACGUUCACCGUCGUGCCCAGCUCAGCGACUCCCGGGCCCGAGACUGGGCAGCCGCUGACGACGGUCGUUUCCAGCGCUCUACUCCCGGGGUCGGCAGGAUCUCCAUCGGUCGAUCCUGGAGUCACACCGGCUCCGAGUCCGACACGAUCCCUUGCUCGACCCUCUUCAAGUGUUGGACAGGUCUUUGUUGGGGCCUCGGGCUCGACUUUCUUGUCAGAGAUUACGACUGUUGCCAUUCUGCCAAGCAGUCCAGGCUCUGCUUUCGGACUCCUCCCAUCUUUCCUCACCUCGCAAAUCUCUAGUGCAACACCGACACUGGGCCUGAGUCUCAUCAACUUGCUCCCCACCCUAGUCAGCUCGGCCACGCGUGGCCUACCAAGUACAGGCAGCGAUCUGGGUGCAGAUACGGCUUUCAGUACAACGGUCCCCACCACAGCAUCAUCCGAAGCGACGCAAACACCUCCCCUCGUCGAAUCCCAGCCGAACUCUGGCCCGCCGCACAGAGAUAUCACCGCAAUAGCAGCCGUCGGCGGGGCACUCCUUUGUCUCGUCCUCAUCCUCGUCUCCGCGCUCGUCCUCCUGAUCUUCCGUCGGCGGCGCCACCACCGCCGCCACGUAUCUCGUCUCGAUCGAGAAUCCUCGGCUCUGGAAACGCGCCAGACCGCGUCGCCGGCAUCGUCGUUCUUCCCCGCCAUGCGUCGACACACGGAUCCCGCGCUCGACGUGCCGUCGAAUUUGGGCCUGGCUGUGUUUCCUGCGACGCUGGAGGAGAUGCUGGAUAUGCUGGACGAGGCAGAGCAAGGGCCGGGGAGACGGAUGCGAUAGGGUCGUGUCCGUGAGCGCUGCGCGAGAGGAUUACGGAUGUGCUGUAAUCGAUAAUAUCGGGAGAUGUACGACAUUAGGAAUCUCAUUCGGGGCGAGCGCACGGUAGAGCGACAGUCAAUUCAGCCAAACAGAUACUUGAUUGACGGAAGUUGAAUGUAAAAGGAGUGCGUAAAAUAAGAACAGGAUGAUGACCGGUUGCGAGCGCAACAAAACAAUGCUCUCCAUGAGGGUCGAACUCAUGACCUCCAGAUUAAUGAUGCAACAUCACUCAUAUACAAUAUGAGACUGGCGCUCUAACCAACUGAGCCAGGAAAGCGAUGCAGGGCUCAAUACCAAUGUAUAUAUAGAGCUCCC